Molecule: messenger RNA, 2120 nt
Organism: Prorocentrum cordatum
Lineage: Eukaryota; Dinophyceae; Prorocentrales; Prorocentraceae
Source: the annotation of a GenBank genome assembly
AACGAGGAGCCGUCUUAACUGCUCAGGAGGGCCGGUGGGUCGUUUUGGCUCAAAAGCCGCGGCGGCUCGAGUCUUCGCAGGCGGACCGGUUGGAUCGCUCGCGCUCUUGCGCAGCAGCGAGCCUCGGGCGGACGGUUUGCGCUCGUUUCUGGCCGGCAUUCGGGAGAGGGACGGCCCUCACCAUCGCCACCGGGAACGGCAGGCUCGCGCCACGCGGAGGCGGCGGAGUCCCCAGCGCGGGCGUUCGAGCGGGAGCGCUGCCCAGGGCACGGAAUCGUCCGACGUCGAGCGGUCGGAGCUCUCGGAAAGUUGCGGUCGUUGGAGGCUGAACGGUCCCCGCGGUGUAAGAAGCCAGCGCCCAGCUCGUCAUGGCAGAGAGGCAGUCGUGUCCCCGUGCCCGAUGUGGGGCCGGGCCUUGGUGCCUCAGGCUUCUUGGCCUGGCUUGGGGCCUGACUCUCACCCGGGCCUGGGCCCCAAAAGUGUGUUUUGAGACGUGGUGGUGCAUAUUGUUCUGCCUCCAGGCACGGAGGGCUGGUCGCGGCAGAUGGAUUUCUUGCUGGGCGCGGGCGAUGCGGAGCCCUCUGGGACCAACACCACCACGACUGAGCCAAAGACGAUGGCCGACAUGAGCGCCGGGGAGCUCUCCGAGGAGGCUUGGGAAUGGUUCAGGUGGUUGUGGCACUGGCUGCCGACCCUGGUCAGACCGCUGGCUGUCCUUAUCGUUGGCCUGUUGCUCAUCAAGUGCUUCACCUCCUGCCUCGACAAAUGGCUGUCGAGGGUGAAACUGCCGAAGGUGAUUGGCAACUCCAAGAGCGGUGAGAUCGACGACUCGGACGAGGAUUCGGAUGACAGCCAGCAGAGCUACUUCCCAAAGGGCCGAGGGAUUGACCCGACCAUACUCAAAUUCUUCGUGAGUUUCGUGUCAGUCGGCUUGAAGGUAGUGCUGUUUAUGGCGGUCGCCAGUUUGAUGGGCAUUCAGCUCUUUGGAUUAGUUGGCGUGUUCGCCACAAUGGGAAUUGGAGUUGGCUUGGCUCUGCAAGGCGUACUGGAAGACAUUGCGAGGGGCAUCAUGCUCAUCAUGUUCAAACCAUUCAAGGUCGGAGAAUACAUUGAAUUGUCUGAUGAGGCGUCAUGCUCGGGCUGGGUCACGGAGGUAGGCCUGCUCCAUACGAUCAUGCGGACCACGGACAACAGCAUCCACAUCGUGCCGAACCGGAAAAUCAGCACGCUUGCCAACAUGUCAUCUUUGGGAACCAAGCGCAUCGAUGUUCUCUUCAUGAUCAGCAACGACGAGGACUAUCUGAAGGUGAAGGCUCUCCUGCUGCAGGCGGCGGCUCAAGAGCUGCUGUGCCUGAAGCAACCGCCCCCGACGGUUCUACUGACAGGGAUGGGUGAGGAUGGUGUUGAAGUUACCCUGCGGGCGUGGAUAAAGUCACCGAGCUUCGAGGACUAUCCGCCAUCCAUCCGGGAGCGUGUCAAGCUCACAUUCGACGCGCAGCGUAUCAAGAUCCCACGGAAUUGCGAGGUCGACCCAGCCGCGGGAGACGCCAGUCCGCAGAGAGGAGGCCACAGGACGCCCCGGUACAUAUGAGGACCACUCAUCCGUGUCGUCCAUAUAGGGUUGGUUCAAUGUCGGCCCAUGCCACUACUAUUGGAAUCGAAAGUGUGGUCCUAGAAAGGGUGUAGUCCUGCUCUAGGCGGACAUGCGGGCAGCUAUGCACCGAGCCUGCAAGUUUGUGCGGCUGUAUUGUCCAGGCUUGGUGGUGUGAGUUGCCUUCUCCGUGCAGUGCCGCGGAGCAGAGCACGUGGCCCUUCUCGUGAUACGAAAGUGUCCAGCUACCUGCGGCAGGUCUCGCCACCGUGCCAGCCCAGAAUUCUGGGUGGCGAGCGUUCGAGGGAGCACGGGAGGCCGCUUCGUGUGACACUUCGCGUCCCCAGGCUGAGGAGAGCCAUGAUGAGGAGGAUACCUGGCGGGCGCGUGUUCUAGUCACUAUUAUUGCCGCUGUCUUUUUCUACAGCCUCUUCCGCGGCGCCCGCCAGGUACUUUUAGCGUCGAGUCGUGUUUAUUGCAUUGUUCUUUUCAAGAGCGCCACACUCGUAGGACUCAGGUUUGGUCAACG